GGGCCUUUCCCCGGAUGUGACGUCACCGCUCGGAGCGGGACCGGGGGGCGAUGGGGCCGGGCCGGGUGCAGAUCUCGUUCCCGCGGCACGCGGCCGCGCUGCUGGACUCGCUCAACCGCCUGCGCCUGGAGGGGAAGUUCUGCGACGUCUCCGUCCACGUGGGCGGCCGCGUCUUCCCCGCCCACAAGAGCGUCCUGGCGGCCGCCUCGCCCUUCUUCCACGACAAGCUGCUGCUGCAGGACGGGGGGCGGCUGGCGCUGCCCCCCGCCAUCGACGCCGGCGCCUUCGAGGGGCUCCUGCAGCUCAUCUACUGCGGCCGCCUGACGGUGGCCGCGGAGGCGCUGCCGGGGCACCUGUUGGUGGCCAGCGGGCUCCAGAUGUGGCACGUGGUGGACCGCUGCUCCCAGAUCCUGCGCCAGGUGGAGGGCGGGGGGGCUUCGCUGCCGUGGAGCGGCCGCGGCGGGGAGGGGACCGCCCGUGGGCGUGAAGGGUCUUCGUCGUCGUCGCCGUCGCGGACCGUCCACGGUCACGAAGGGUCUUCGUCGGCGUCGUCGCGCGUCAACCGUGGCCACAAAGGGUCUUUGUUGCCAUCGUCAUCGUCGCGCGUCAGCCGUGGCCAUGAAGGGUCUUCCUGGUCAUCGUCGCCGUCACAGACCGUCCACGGUCAUGAGAAGUCUUCGCUGUCAUCAUCACACGUCAGCCGUGGCCAUGAAGGUUCUUCAUCGUCAUCGUAUGUCAACCGUGGCCAUGAAGGGUCUUCCUGGUCAUCGUCGCCAUCACGGACCAUCCACGGUCACGAAGGGUCUUUGUCGUCAUCGUCGCGCGUCAACCGCGGCCACGAAGGGUCUUCCUGGUCAUGGACCGCCCCCAGUGGAGGCGCCUCCUCCCACGCUCUUGAUGGGUCAAUCUGUCUUCUUGAGGAGUCUUCCGGUGUCAGCCGUGGUGGGGACGGGGCUUCCUCGGUGUCCUCGUGGACCGUCCGCGGCCGGGACGUGUCGCCGCGCGUCGGCCGGGGCCGCGAGGGAGCUUCUCGUGUCAAGCGCGGCGGUGAAGGACCGUCCUCCUCUUCCUCCUCCUCCUCCUCCUCCUCGUGGACCAUCCGUGGUGGGGACGGGAGCACCCACGGUGGUGUUGGGUCCAUCCAUGGUGGUGUUGGGUCUGUCCACGGUAGAGUUGGGUCCACCCAUGGUGAUAAUGGGACCAUCCUUGACGGAAACGGGACCGUCCACGGUGGAGUUGGGAUCGUCUGUGGUGGCGAUGGGAUUGUCCACGACGGAGAUGGGACCGUCCAUGGCGGAGUUGGGAUCGUCCAUGAUGGAGAUAGGAUUGUCCACGAUGGAGAUGGGACCAUCCACGGUGGAGAUGGGACCAUCCAUGGUGGAGAUGGGACUGCCCAUGAUGGAGUUGUGAUCGUCCACGAUGGAGUUGGGAUCAUCCAUGAUGGAGUUGGGAUGGUCCAUGAUGGAGUUGGGAUGGUCCAUGAUGGAGUUGGGAUCGUCCACGACAGAGUUGGGAUCAUCCACGACGGAGACGCCUCCACCCACGCCUCCCACGGCCCUUCCUCCUCCUCCUCCUCCUCCUCAUGGGCCACCCCUGCUGCCAACCCGGCGGCCACGGAGGAUCUCCCCCGGCUCCGCGUGGAGGAGGACGAGGAGGACAAGGCGCCUUCUCCGCCGCCGGCCCCCGCCGGGGAGAUCCUGCAGAUCCGCGUCAAGGAGGACGAGGAGGACGAGGAAGACCCACCCGACGUCUCGUCCGUCAAGCAAGAGCCGCCCGACGCCGCCGUUGACGCCGCCGCCGUCGGCCAACCCAACCGGUUGGGCGCCGCCCUCCUCCAGCAGCCCGGCGGCUGGAAGCCGGUGGACCUGCACGGCAACGAGCUGCCGGGGCGCGGCCGCGGCCUCCACGCCCCGGUGAAGCUGGGCCCGGCGCCGGCCGACGGGAAGCGCUUCGGCUGCGCCUGCGGGAAGCGCUUCGCCGUCCGGCCCAAGCGCGACCGGCACAUCCUGCUGACGCUGAGCCUGCGGCCCUUCGCCUGCGGCGCCUGCCACAAGCGCUUCAAGCUCAAGCACCACCUCACCGAGCACAUGAAGACCCACGACGGCGCCCGCGGCGCCUGCCAGGGCUGCGGCAGGAGGUUCCGCCUCCGCUCCGGCCUCGCCAAGCACCGCCCCCUCUGCCCGGCGGCCGCGCGGUGGCCGGGGGGGUGCUGGGACUGGGAUUGAGACCAGUACGGACCAGUGUGGGGCACUGGGACCG
This is a messenger RNA of Chiroxiphia lanceolata (lance-tailed manakin), 2259 nucleotides long. RefSeq names its product zinc finger and BTB domain-containing protein 9-like. Bases 51 to 2225 code for a protein of 724 amino acids. Gene Ontology annotation, biological process: regulation of transcription by RNA polymerase II. Lineage: Eukaryota; Metazoa; Chordata; Aves; Passeriformes; Pipridae. Gene Ontology annotation, molecular function: DNA-binding transcription factor activity, RNA polymerase II-specific; RNA polymerase II cis-regulatory region sequence-specific DNA binding; protein binding. The record is from RefSeq and is a predicted model, not a curated record. The transcript is spliced from 2 exons.